AUGGCGCCCGUGCAACCAAGUGUUGGCCCAUCUAGGGAUGAGCCUAGAGUGUUUGGCCUUGACAAGUUCAAUGGUGACAACUUUGCUGAGUGGUCCUUCAGAAUGGAAAACAUAUUUGACCACUAUGACCUGCUGGAGGUGAUGGAAGGAACGGAGAAGCGUCCCGAGAACGACCCGGAGAAGAGCCCGUGGGUGCGGAAGAGCGCACAAGGCUACCUCCUACUUGGGCAAGCGUUGGGGAGCAGCCAAAUCCGUCACAUCAAGCCCUUCCAGCGUGAACCAGAGAAGGGACCAAAAGCAUGGGCUGCUCUCAAGGGUGUACACGCUCCUGCAACAGCGGCGGUAGCUGUGGUGUUGGAACGGCAAAUGGCGACGUUACGAAUUGAAGAGGAUGAAACGGUUGAAGAAGGGGUGCAGAAAUUCUUCGACUUGUUGACGCGGCUUGAGGGAGCUGAUUUGAACUAUAGUGAGCUCCAAAAGAAGACCAAGUUACUGGCCCUACUCCCGGAGUCAUGGUCCUCGCUCAUCAUCAACCUUAAUCGUGACUUGCCCCGCCUCUCGCUUGAAGACGUGAAGCGAGCUAUCCUUCAAGAGGAUUUCCGCCGCCGUGAAUUGGCGAGUGCGGAUGGCGCUGGGGCAGCAAGCAUCGGCCGUGGAUAUGGUCGAGGAAGAGGCAGAGGACGAGGGGGAGGAAGGUUUGGUGGCAGCAACUUUGGCGGAGGCCGUGGGAGGAGCGGUUACGGCAGCGACGAGAAGAACUACGGACGCGGUCGCGGCCGAUUCGACGGCGAGUGUCACUAUUGCCACAAGAGCGGACACAUGUGGCGCGACUGCUACAAACUCCCUGAUGGUUGGACCCCUGCUCAAGGCCAAGAGGGUAGAGGAGCAGGAGGAGGGAGAGGAAGAGGCCGUGGAGGCCGUGGCGGUCGCGGUGGCGGAGCUGCAAACAUGAAGAGCGGAGACAACGACAAGGACUCGAGCGACGAUCGAUACCCGGGUCUAUUCUACUUCGUGUCGACGCAAGUACCGGCUGGUCCAGAGAAGGAUGAAGGCUUUGAGGAGCCAGCAGCUGUGGGGAAGGUGACCCUACACCCCCUGGACUAUUGGGUGAAAGGCAUGGGGAAGGCCAUGUUCAAGGGUGCUGAUGGGAAGAUGGUGGGCCUCAAGAACGUGCUUUGGGUGCCCAGCCUUGCUGCAAACCUGAUUUCCGUGCGGCGGUUGGCAAAGGCCGGCAUGGACACUAACUCGAAGGGAGCCAAGACCUACACCGCAAGGCUUGGCGAUCGGAUUCUUUGGGACCUUCAUGAGGACAGAGAUGUCUACAAAGAGAUGUGGCAGAUCCCUGUGGUCCCAAUGCCUAAGGAGAGGCAAGUGGCAGCAAGCGUCAGCACUAAAGGUGGAGCGGUUGGUAGCGGCGAUUGCGCGGACGGUCGCGCUAAGGAGAAGGAGUCCAAGAAGUGCAAUCUUGGAGGGACCAGCAAGUUCAGUGAACCUAAGGAGAGUGGUGCAGCAACCAAGGAGCAGCAAAAGGGUGAGGAGAACCCCGAGGCAACAGCGGAGGAGUACUACGGAGAGAGUAUGUGGGGCGCUAUUGCGAGCGCGGCAUUCUCCAAUCCAACUUCGGCUACGGGGGAGUGUGAUUGGCUCACCUUGCAUCGGCGCAUGGGGCAUGUGGCCCUGCCCAUCUUGCAGCAGCUAGUGAAGAAUGAGAUGGUUGCUGGCAUACGUGUGAAGGGGGAGCCCGAUGAGGUACUUGGCUGCCCGACGUGCAUGCAAGCCAAGUUCACCCGUUACCCAUUCUCUAGUUCGGAGGCAACGGCUAAGGCACCACUUGAUGAGGUGGUGAUGGACGUGGUGGGCCCCCUGAAGCUUGGAGCUGCUGGAGCUGAGUACUUCCUCACUAUUGUUGACGUCUACACCCGUAUGACUUGGGUGUACGUGCUGGCCAAGAAGAGCGACGUGGCUGAAACGUUGAAGGCGGAUUGGUUCCCGAUGGUGGAGCGGCAACAAGACCGUCUAGUCAAGUCAAUCCGCACCGAUCGAGGGGGAGAGUUCCUGAGCAAGGAGUUUGGGUUGUGGCUGAAGAAGAAUGGUAUUCGACACUCCCUCACCAUGCCAUACUCCCCUGCAAUGAACGGCAUCGCUGAGCGAGCGAACCGCACAAUCACGGAGGCGGCACGCGGGUUGCUCAUUGAAGCCGGGCUACCCGACUAUUUCUGGCCUGAUGCGGUGCGGAGCGCAUGUGUGGCCAAGAACAGAGCCUUGACUCAUGUAGGAGCAGACAAAUGGGUGCCCUAUGUGGAGUGGCUAGGAAGGAAGCCAAAGGUGGAUAUGCUUCGGGUGUUCGGGUGCAUGUGCAUGGUGCUUGUGCCUAAGCAUCUUCGGCACAACAAGCUUGGUGCCAAGGCGGUGUGGGCCGUGCACUUGGGCAUGGCUCAAAACAGCAAGGGAUGGCUUCUUUGGGACCCAUUCACCAAGAAGUUCUUGGUGAGCAGGGACUGCAAGUUCAUGGAGAACUUCAUGUACAAGGAUUGGAAGGCGGAGAAUGAGGCGAAGAUAGGCGUGCGGUUUGGGGAGGUGAAGAGUUCCGGUUUGGAGCAUGUGGAGCUGCCUUUGGAGCUGAGCAGCGGCAGCACAACCACGAGGCAAUCCUCCCUUGUGAAAGGGGGAGAGGAGGCCACUGAUGCAGAGGAAGAAGAGGAGGAGGUGCAGCAAGUGAGUGAGCGUGCACCGUCACUCCCUUCCCGUACCACAAGUGCUCCACGGAAUCGAGCCACACCGCAGCAACGCCAAGGCCUUCAAGUCGCUGCAGCUGAGGAGGAAGGAAGGGGGAGGAGGAGAGUUCAACCCCCUAAUAGGCUGACCUAUGAUGCACUUGGAAAGCAAGGCAAGACAGCCCUGGCCGGAGCGGCAAUGAUGGUCGGAGACGAUGAGGAGAGUGACUACGAGGAGUGUGCCUUCGCGUUCUUCUCUCCGGUGGAGAUGCCGGGAGAACCAGCAACUCUCAAGGAGGCUUUGGAGAGUAGUGAUGCUGAGGAGUGGAAGAAGGCUUUGGAGAGUGAGCUGAAGAGCAUCGAGGAGAAUGACACGUUUGAAUUGGUGGAGCUACCGGAGGGGCGUACGGCGAUAACGUCCAAGUGGCUCUUCAAAAUCAAGUCGGAUGCCGACGGCAAGAUCGAGCGUUACAAGUCUAGGCUUGUAGCCAAGGGGUACCAGCAGAAGGAGAAGGUGGACUUCAAGGAGCUGUUUGCCCCUGUGGUGAAGCCGACGACGCUGCGAACCCUAUUCGCGGGAGCCGCCAUCAAAGGAUGGGUGGUGAAGCAAAUGGACAUUGUGACGGCAUUCCUUAACGGCAUCCUUGAGGAGGAGAUUUUUAUGGCACAGCCAGAGGGGUUUGAUGAUGGUAGUGGCAGAGUGUGGAAGCUGAAGAAGGCCCUCUAUGGGCUGAAGCAGGCCCCUAGGCAAUGGUACAUGAAGCUGCGCGAAGUGUUGGAGGAGAUCGGCUUCACUCCCUCAACGGCCGAUCACUCCUUGUUCAUGCUUGGCGAGGGGGAGCAGAGGAGCUUCAUGGUGGUUUAUGUGGAUGACAUUCUCAUAUUCUCACCCUCCUCUGACCUUGUGAAGGAGGUGAUUCUGAAGCUGCAUGACAAGUUCAAGUGCAAGUCCCUUGGUGACGUGAACUUCUACCUUGGGCUCCACAUCGAACGAGACGUGGAGAAGCGGAGCAUGCGAGUGCACCAACGGAAGUACCUGGAGGCGUUGGCUGCCAACUUCGGCCAGAGUGAAGGUCAUGUGGCUACUCCCUUUCCCUCUGGGUUCAAGUGUGUGAAGGGGCCAGAGGAGGAGAGCGUUGGAGAAGAGGAGAGGCGCCGAUUUCACUCGUUGGUGGGCAGCCUCAUGUAUGCGGCGGUAAACACCCGACCGGACGUCGCGUUUGCUACCGGGCAGCUGGCUAGGGUUGUGCAAUGCCCUAAUGAGGAGCAUGUAGCAGCUGGAAUGAGGGUGUCCAAGUAUCUUGGCCAAACACCGACCGUUGGGCUGCAAUACUCGGCGGCGGCACAAAGGCGCCAAAAGGGCGCGGAUGGUGUUGAACCCGGGCGUUUGUUCCUCACCGCCUACUCGGUUGCUUCAUAUGCAUCAGAACCAGAGGACAUGACAAGUGUGGGAGGCUUCAUAUGCUGUGUUGGUGGAGGCCCAACUGCUUGGGAGAGCAAGAAGCAGGUUGACCAAGCUUUGAGCUCGGUGGAGUCCGAAUACAUGGCACUCUUCCGUGCCGUACGGGAGAUUGUGUGGCAGCGGCGUUUGUUGGCUGAAUUGGGGGAGGAGCAGCAAGGACCUACCCCACUGUAUUGUGACAGCCAGGGUGCCAUUGCUCUUGCUAAGAACCCUGUGUUACAUGGACUCACGAAGCACAUGAGGGUGAAGUGGCAUUGGACGAGGAGCAUGGUAACCGCGGGUGAAGUUGAGUUGCGCUACGUGAAGACCACGGGGCAGCCGGCUGACAUGAUGACCAAGAGGCUGGUGGAGCAGCAGCAUUGGAAGUGUUGCAAGCUGGCUGGGAUGGCUCUGAACUGA
Messenger RNA from Closterium sp. NIES-65, 4575 nucleotides. NCBI's taxonomy places the organism in Eukaryota, Viridiplantae, Streptophyta, Zygnematophyceae, Desmidiales, Closteriaceae. The record is from the annotation of a GenBank genome assembly.